Molecule: messenger RNA, 2192 nt
Organism: Peromyscus eremicus (cactus mouse)
Lineage: Eukaryota; Metazoa; Chordata; Mammalia; Rodentia; Cricetidae
Product: zinc finger protein 58-like
Biological process (GO): negative regulation of transcription by RNA polymerase II
Molecular function (GO): DNA-binding transcription repressor activity, RNA polymerase II-specific
Source: RefSeq, a predicted model, not a curated record
AUGCUAUCCUUCUGGGAUGUGGCCAUUGAGUUCUCUGCAGAAGAGAGGGAAUGCCUGGAGCCUGCUCAGUGGAAUUUGUACAGGGAUGUGAUGUUGGAGAAUUACAGCAACCUUGAUUUCCUGGGUCUUGCUGUCUCUAAGCCACACCUGGUGACAUUUCUGGAACAAACACAAGGGCCUGGGGAUCUGAAGAGACAAGCAACAGACAGUGUGCACCCAGGAACAAUACCAAAUGACUGUAAGAAUUUUAGCAUGGCCAUUGACUGUAACUCACUCCUUAUUCAACACCAGAGAAUCCAUACAGGGGAGAAACCCUACAAGUGUGAAAUAUGUGGAAAGGCCCUUAGUUCUCAAAAAACCCUAUCUAUACACCAGAGACUCCAUACUGGAGACAAACCCUAUAUGUGUAAAGAAUGUCAUAAGGUGUUUAGUACUCGCUCAUCACUUUCUAUACACCAGAAAAAUCAUACUGAAGAAAAAACGUACAAGUGUGAAGAAUGUGGCAAAUUAUUUUACUAUCCUUCAAUGCUGAAGCAUCAUCAAAGAAUUCAUUCUGGAGACAAACCCUACAAGUGUGAAGGAUGUGGCAGAGCUUUUUAUUAUCCUUCAUUCCUGAAGCGACAUCAAAGAGCUCAUUGUGGACAGGAACCAUACAAGUGUCAAGAAUGUGGGCAAACAUUUUCCUGUGCUUUAAUCCUUAAUAAACAUAAACGAAUUCAUAUUGAUGAGAAACCCCACAAGUGUGAACUGUGUGGAAAAGGAUUUACUAAGCCUUCUGUCCUUUCUGAGCACAAAAUAUGUCAUAGUGGAGAGAAACCCUACAAGUGUGAAGAGUGUUACAAAUGUUUUUCCUCUUCUUCAACCCUUAGAAAUCAUCAAAGAAUUCACUCUGAAGACAGUCACUACACAUGUAGGGAAUGUGGCAGAGCCUUUUACACACAUUAUGCCCUUACUCAGCACAAGUUUGUUCAUUCUGGAGAGAAACCCUACAAGUGUGUAGAGUGUGGGAAAGCUUUUUAUGAUCCUUCAUUCCUGAAACAACAUCAAAGAGCUCACUGUGGGCAGAAACCCUACAAGUGUGAAGAAUGUGGGAGAACAUUUUUCUCUGCUUUAAUCCUUAACAAACAUAAACGAAUUCAUUCUGGCGAGAAACCCUACAAGUGUGAACUGUGUGGAAAAGGAUUUACUAAGCCUUCUUUCCUUUCUGACCACAAAAUAUGUCAUACUGGAGAGAAACCCUACAAGUGUGAAGAGUGUGACAGAUGUUUUUCCUCUUCCUCAACCCUAAGAAGACAUCAAAGAAUUCACUCUGAAGACAAUCCCUACAAGUGUAAGGAAUGUGGCAGAGCCUUUUACACGCUUUAUACCCUUACUCAGCACAAGUUCAUUCAUUCUGGAGAGAAACCAUACAAGUGUGAAGAAUGCGGGAAAGCUUUUUCUUAUAAUUCUAUCCUGAUCCAGCACAAAUUAAGUCAUACUGCAGUGAAAUCUUAUCAGUGUGAAGAAUGUGGGAAAAUGUUUUACCCUACUUCAAAACUAAAGAAACAUAGAAAAAUUCAUUAUAAAGAGAAACUGUACAAAUGUGAAUUCUGUGGAAAUGCCUUUUCUAGUAAUUCUUCCCUGGUUCAGCACAAAAUAGUUCAUACUAGAGAAAUGCCCAAGUGUGAAGAAUGUGGCAAAAUGUUUUCCAGUACCUCAAAAUUGAAGAGACACAAAGAAACUCAUUGUCAAGAGAAACCUUUCAAAUGUGAAGUAUGUGGUAAGGACUUUUGUACUCGCCCAGAACUUUCUAGACACAAGACAGUUCAUUCUGGAGAGAAUCCCUACAAGUGUGAACUGUGUGGAAAAGGAUUCACUAAGCCUUCUGUACUCACUGAGCACAAGAUAGCUCAAACUGGAGAGAAACCCUACAAGUGUGAGGUGUGUGGCAAACGUUUUGCCUGUUCUUCAGACUUUAAAGCACAUCAGAGAAUUCAUUCUGAAGACAGUUGCUACAAGUGUGGGGAAUGUGGCAAAGCCUUUACCAAACUUUGUGUAUUUACUCAACACAAAUUUGUUCAUACUGGAGAAACACCAUACAGGUGUGAAGAGUGUGGCAAAGGAUUUUCUAGUCCUUCAUAUCUUAAGUAUUAAACUCACUGAUUCAUGAAGAUAGGAACUUUCGUGGAAUCACUGUGUCUGUCAUUAGAGCC